Messenger RNA from Knipowitschia caucasica, 315 nucleotides. The record is from the annotation of a GenBank genome assembly. NCBI's taxonomy places the organism in Eukaryota, Metazoa, Chordata, Actinopteri, Gobiiformes, Gobiidae.
AUGUUGAUCUGGUACCACGGGGCGAUCAGUCGAGGCGAAGCGGAGUCUUUAUUGACGUUGUGCAAAGAGAGUUCGUACCUGGUGAGGAACAGCCAGACGUGCUGCACUGACUACUCCCUCUCCAUCAGGAGCUGCAAAGGCUUUAUGCACAUGAAGUUCACGCAGACGGCAGACGGACGCUAUGUGCUGGGAGAGAACAGCCCUCCUUUCUGCACCAUCCCAGAAGUGAUCCACUACUACACCACUCACAAGCUGCCCAUAAGAGCCGCCGAGCACAUGUCCCUGCUCUAUCCAGUCAUCGUGCAGACGCUCUGA